AUGCUCCUCUACCACCUCUUCAUUUCUGGCUUGGCCGCUCUUGCCUCUGCCCAGUCAAGCUUCUCACCAUUGCGGCCACCGGCCAUUCCGUUGGCGGUUAAGUCUCCGUAUAUGAGCACUUGGCAGCAAGCGGGCAGUGAUGGCGGCAAUGGUGGCUACUUGCCCGGCCAGUGGCCUACCUUCUGGGCGGGUGCUGUCACUGGCUGGUGUGGUAUGAUCCGGGUCGACAAUACUAGCUACACUUGGAUGGGAAAACCGAACAAUAGUCCCGCCUACGUCAAUCAGACUGCAUUCUCGUACACCUCCACACAAUCGAUAUUCACUUUGCAGGCUGGGCCCGUUCAGAUGGUGGUGACGUUCUUAUCCAAUGUCACCCCAGAUGAUCUCCUUCGAUCGUCGCUGCCGCAGACGUAUAUGAAUGUCGACGUGAAAAGCACUGAUGGCAAGACACAUAGUGUUCAGCUCUACAGUGAUAUUUCGGCAGAAUGGGUCUCUGGCGAUCGUGGAGUCACAGCACAGUGGGCGUAUGGCAAUAUCAACAGUAACACUCAACCGAAAACGUCCGCAGCUGCACGACGCGACGCACUGAAGCGCCGGGCGCUCCAAGCAUCGGCCAACGCAAACACGGGGAGUUUGUCAUAUCACCGGGUAUAUAGGCAGCAGCAAUUGGAGUUCGCGCAAAGGAGUGAGCAAGCAGAGUGGGGUCACUGGUAUUAUGCUACUGCCAACACUACUGCGCUCACUUUCCAGUCCGGCGCCGAUGACACAGUUAGAGCGAAUUUCAUGAAAGGCGGCAGUUUACCAAACAGUAGAGACCCAAACUUCCGCCCCAUCAACCAAGACUAUCCAGUCUUCGCAUACGCGGUGAAUAUCGGCGAGCUUGGUUCCACUACGCAAAGUACACUUUGGCAAAUCAGUCUACACCAGAAGAACUGUGUACAAUUCCAAGGAACCAAGAACGCAGUCCAGAAACUGCCGUGUAUGUGGACGAAUUACUUCGACACUGAACUCGCAGCUGCCCAGUGGUUCUACAACGACUACAGCAACGCCAAGAAAAUGGCAACCAGUUUCGACACGAAAGUCCAAAGUGACUCAAUGGCAGCAGGUGGCGCAGAUUAUGCCAAGCUCACCACACUCGCAGUACGACAGGCUUUCGGUGCAACAGAGUUUGCCAAUACGCCAGCCAAACCGCUCGUAUUCAUGAAAGAGAUCAGCUCCGACGGGAAUGUCAAUACAGUUGAUGUAAUCUUUCCAUUUCACCCCAUCGCCAUCUACACCAAUGCCACACUUCUGAAAUAUCUCCUGGACCCUCUGUUCAUCAAUCAAGAAGCUGGCAACUGGCCGCAAAUGUACUCUAUACAUGAUAUCGGCAGCAACUUUCCAAACGCCACAGGUCAUAGUGAUGGUAACGCGGAAGCCCAGCCGCUGGAAGAAUGUGGCAAUAUGCUCAUCAUGACUCUGGCCUAUGCACAACGUGCAAACGACACCGCCUAUCUCACUCAGCAUUACCAAGUACUCAAACAAUGGACCGGCUAUCUGAUCGACGAAGCCCUCAUCCCAGCGAAUCAGAUUUCCACCGAUGACUUUGCGGGUUCAGCAGCCAACCAGACCAACCUCGCUAUCAAAGGCAUUAUUGGCAUCGAAGCCAUGGCGCAAAUUGCGAACAGGACUGGCAACGUCGUGGAUGGACAAAACUAUACCCGCAUCGCACAUGACUAUAUCACGAGAUGGCAGAAGCUGGCCAUCAACUAUAAUGCCAACCCGCCACACACGACUUUUCAGUAUGGCAAUGCAAGCUCGUAUGGGCUCCUGUACAAUCUAUUCCCGGAUCGAGAAUUGGGUCUCCAGUUGGUACCACAGAGUGUGUAUGACAUGCAGAGCACCUUUUACAAAACGAAAUUCGACACCUAUGGUGUACCUCUGGAUACGAGACAUACUUAUACCAAGAAUGACUGGGAGAUGUGGUGCGCCGCGAUAGCAAACUCCGACACGAAAAACAUGUUUACUUCGACAAUUGCGAAGUGGCUGGGGACGACCCCGACGAACUUUGCCUUUACAGAUCUGUACGAUACGAUCAGCGGAAACUAUCCGGGCAUCAACUUCAUAGCGCGACCUGUGGUAGGUGGGAUGUUCAGUUUUCUGGCUUUGAACAGUGCGCCAAGCAGUGGAGUCUAUUUGCCGCGAUCUUGACGAGGCAGUGAAUUAGUUCGGAGGUACCUAUACUGGAGGACAGUACAGUAAGAG
Molecule: messenger RNA, 2244 nt
Organism: Sphaerulina musiva SO2202
Lineage: Eukaryota; Fungi; Ascomycota; Dothideomycetes; Mycosphaerellales; Mycosphaerellaceae
Product: DUF1793-domain-containing protein
Exons: 6
Coding region: 1-2190 (729 amino acids)
Source: RefSeq, a predicted model, not a curated record